Elephantulus edwardii (Cape elephant shrew) is the source of this 3566-nucleotide messenger RNA. It is a transcript of the gene SREK1, whose product is annotated as splicing regulatory glutamine/lysine-rich protein 1. Gene Ontology annotation, cellular component: nucleoplasm. NCBI's taxonomy places the organism in Eukaryota, Metazoa, Chordata, Mammalia, Macroscelidea, Macroscelididae. Gene Ontology annotation, molecular function: RNA binding. The transcript is spliced from 12 exons. The record is from RefSeq and is a predicted model, not a curated record. The coding region runs from base 24 to 1901 and encodes 625 amino acids.
AGGCAGCGACAAGCGGGAUCAGGAUGAACAGCGGCGGCUUUGGUUUGGGCUUGGGAUUCGGCCUCACCCCUACAGCGGUGAUUCAGGUGACGAAUCUGUCGUCGGCGGUGACCAGCGAGCAGAUGCGGACGCUCUUUUCCUUCCUAGGAGAAAUCGAGGAGCUGCGACUCUACCCCCCGGACAAUGCACCUCUUGCUUUUUCCUCCAAAGUAUGUUAUAUUAAGUUUCGUGAUCCAUCAAGUGUUGGUGUGGCCCAGCAUCUUACUAAUACGGUUUUUAUUGACAGAGCUCUGAUAGUUGUUCCUUGUGCAGAAGGUAAAAUCCCAGAGGAAUCCAAAGCCCUUUCUUUACUGGCUCCUGCUCCAACCAUGACAAGUCUGAUGCCUGGUGCAGGGUUGCUUCCUAUACCAACUCCAAAUCCCUUGACGACACUUGGUGUUUCACUUAGCAGUUUGGGAGCCAUACCAGCAGCAGCACUAGACCCUAACAUUGCAACACUUGGAGAGAUACCACAACCACCACUUAUGGGAAAUGUGGAUCCUUCCAAAAUUGAUGAAAUUAGGAGGACAGUCUAUGUUGGAAAUUUGAAUUCUCAGACAACAACAGCUGAUCAGCUACUUGAAUUUUUUAAACAAGUUGGAGAAGUGAAGUUUGUGCGGAUGGCAGGUGAUGAGACUCAGCCAACUCGGUUUGCUUUUGUGGAAUUUGCAGACCAAAAUUCUGUACCAAGGGCUCUUGCUUUUAAUGGAGUUAUGUUUGGAGACAGGCCACUGAAAAUAAAUCACUCCAACAAUGCAAUAGUAAAACCCCCUGAGAUGACACCUCAGGCUGCAGCUAAGGAAUUAGAAGAAGUUAUGAAGCGAGUACGAGAGGCUCAAUCAUUUAUCUCAGCAGCUAUUGAACCAGAGUCUGGAAAGAGCAAUGAAAGAAAAGGCGGUCGAUCUCGUUCCCACACUCGUUCAAAAUCCAGGUCUAGUUCAAAAUCUCACUCUAGAAGGAAGAGAUCACAGUCAAAACACAGGAGUCGAUCCCAUAAUAGAUCACGUUCAAGACAGAAAGAUAGACGUAGAUCUAAGAGCCCACGUAAAAAACGCUCUAAAUCAAGAGAGAGGCGGAAGUCAAGGAGUCGUUCACGUUCAAGGGACAAGAGAAAAGACACUCGAGAAAAGAACAAGGAGAAGGAAAGAGUAAAAGAGAAAGAUAGAGACAAGGAGAGGGAAAAAGAGAGGGAGAGGGAAAAAGACCGUGAAAAAGAAAAGGAACGGGGUAAAAACAAAGAGAAAGAACGUGAUAAAGAACGAGAAAAAGAAAAGGACAGAGAGAGAGAUCGGGAUAAAGAGCAUGAAAAGGAGCGAGACAAAGAGAAGGAAAAGGAACAGGACAAAGAAAAGGACCGAGAAAAGGACAGAGCCAAAGAGAUAGAUGAAAAAAGAAGGAAGGAUAAAAAGUCCAGAACACCACCCAGAAGUUACAAUGCGUCAAGAAGAUCUCGUAGUUCCAGCAGGGAAAGGCGGAGAAGGAGGAGCAGAAGUUCCUCCAGAUCACCAAGAACAUCAAAAACCGUAAAGAGGAAGUCUUCUAGAUCUCCAUCCCCUAGGAGCAGAAAUAAGAAAGAUAAGAAGAGAGAAAAAGAAAAGGACCACAUCAGUGAAAGAAGAGAGAGGGAGCGUUCCACCUCUACAAGAAAGAGUUCUAAUGACAGAGAUGUAAAGGAAAAGUUGGAGAAAAACAGUACAUCUCUUAAAGAGAAAGAGCACAAUAAAGAACCAGAUUCAAGUGUAGAUAAAGAAGUAGAUGAAAAAGAUGCACCAAGGACUGAGGAAAACAAAGUACAGCAGAAUGGUAAUUGUCAACCAAAUGAAGAAAAUCUCUCUGCUAAAACAGAAGCAGAAGCAGUAUAGAACUGACAAAUACACCUCUAAACUCAACGCUGGAAUAAAUGCUUUUCAUUCUCUAAACAAGAUGUAAACAGUGAAGAAUUGUUGAACAUAUAAAUAUGAGCCAAUGAGUUUUCAUGUUGUUAGAUAACUUUGUGGCCAUCUUGUUACAGAGUAAGAAAAUAACGCAUGGACAUCAUGAAAAUAACAGAUGUUACCCAAACUCCUCAUCUUCUGAAAUCUGUGCAUUUCCAUGGUGGUUGACACACUUGUCAUGUGGUUUGUUAAAGUGUUUGCCAGGAACCAUUGCAAAUAAGUAGACCAUCAAAGAUCCAAAUUUGUACUAUCCAUAAAAACUGGUGAUGAGCAUUGGAGGCGCUUUCAAAAGAAAAAACAAAACGCUAGUUACUGAAUUUUGUAUUGUUUUACUUUUUAAAAAAAAUUCAUUAUCUACAAUUUGAUGAUGUGCUUGAAAUUGGUGCAAAUAUAUACAUGCCCUUGUAAGUGCAAAGUAUGUAAGAAGUUUUAACAUUUGCUUAACAGCAUUUACUGUGAUUGUGUUAAAUUCUCACUAUUGUGUUCUCUUUUGCUCACUGUUUAGUACAGUCUUUUUUCUUUUAAAUAGUUUUAUGGAUUAAAAAUGCUUAAAUAUAUGGAUUAGGAAACAACUGACAAUGUAUGCUACUGUUCUGUUGCAGAAAGAAGAGCAACUGUUGAAUACUAAUAAUAGUGUAUUAGUAUUCAGUGUUUAGGAUGAUUGGGUCUCCCCAUAAAGUGAUCAUUUCUUCUUGAACUUCCUUGCCAUUUCCAAGCUUAUGAAAAAUAUUGCAGUGUGUCUUGUCAGCUGUAAGUGGCAAAGGUGCCCUUAAAAAGAGGAAACUGGUUUUCAGAGUGGGCUAUGGGAGCACAAGCUGAAGCUUUAGUGCCUUCUAAAAUGUGGUAUACUGUUUUCUAGAAUUUUAUAUGUGCUAGUCAUUCUCAGUUCAUACAGAACCUAGAUGGAUGUUCCAUUCACUCCCAUAAGAGAAGUGUGCAACUGAUAGAUGUCAGAAAAUCUUCUUACUCAGCUUGCCUCAUAUGAAAAGAAAGUCUUGUUUUAAGGAAUGACUUUAGAGCUUGAAACAAACAUGCAGUUUUGGGACCAUCAGUUUUAUACUGUGAUCAUUGAAAAUGAAGCUUGUUUAUUUUCCUUAAGUCCGAAGAAGCCCUUUAGUUAUGUACGUUGGAUGGCCUUAAUUAUUACCUCUCAAUCAUUUAUUCAUAUUUCUGACCUACAGAAAUUAUACCUAAAGAUAGAACUAAGAGUACAUGAGGUUACUUGUUUUAUAUUUAAGGAUGUAUUUGCUUGAGUUUAUCGAGGUCAUCUGUCCUUCUUGGGCUCACUUUUUGCUAAAAGUGCGUAAGUAGUAAAAUGACAGCAUUGCCAGCAUUUUUCCUCAGAACUACAACUCAUGGUUUCAGAAAUCUUCUCAUGUUGUUACAUUUCCAAAAAAAUAACAAUUAGUGCGUUAUUUUGAAAAUCAAGUAUAAUUAUUUUAAUGCAGUCUAAUACAAUCAAAUUACUCAGUUGCCUUACCUCAUGGGAAUACUUUCAUGGAUUUAAAAAACUGAGUAGUAUGCUACUUGGUUUUAACUUGAUUUUUCAUUUAAAGUUAAUAUUAUUGAAAGAAACUUAUGGUGGAGAAUGGA